Juglans regia (Persian walnut) is the source of this 5607-nucleotide messenger RNA. RefSeq lists its product as uncharacterized. The record is from RefSeq and is a predicted model, not a curated record. NCBI's taxonomy places the organism in Eukaryota, Viridiplantae, Streptophyta, Magnoliopsida, Fagales, Juglandaceae. The transcript is spliced from 2 exons. The coding region runs from base 4745 to 5497 and encodes 250 amino acids.
CUUUGUCAUAGGAAGGAAAAGGUUUCGUGGAAAACUUGUCCGUUUAGAUUUUGAAAUCGAGCAGAAGAGGAAACAAAGCAGGGAAAAGAAAGGGUCUAAGGACCGAAGGUUAUAAUCUCUAGACGUGCCCCGUUGCUUGCAGAGUUGAUGGUCUCUCUCGCACGCUCAAAACCUAUAAUCUCUCUGACCCAUUUCAUAUAUUUGCCGAGAUUGUUUGGUUUCAUAUUCUAUGUAAAUUCUUCUGGUACUCUGCCUUUUCCUUAAAGACUCUUUUUCUGAGAUCAUUGUAUCAUUUGCUGAAGAUAAUAGGGGGUUUUGUUCGUCUUUCAUGGAAUCUUAGACUUCUGUUAUGGUAGUUCUAUGUUUUAAUUUUUCGAGGGUUAUUAUUUUGCUCAUUCUCGUUGACAAAAACAGAAAAAAUUAGCUCAAUCCUAUUGAUUAUUUCUUUGUAGUACUUGAUUUGGUUUUAAAAGUAAAACAAAUGCAUAUUUGGCUAGUUUGUAAACUCAAUUGCGAUACUUUGUUUUAGCUUAACCCAAGAGUUGAACUCAAAAUCCAACCUUUUCCCUAUACUUGCUGCUUGUCCUUUGGCAGUAUGCUAGGAUCCCAUUGACAUGCUUUUGUACGUCUACAUUAUACUCGAUGUUGGUAGCACAGACAUGCACAUAUAUGCUAGACGGAACCCAGGCUGUGACCUCACACUUUAUGGUUUGUUUAUGAGGAGGGGAGAUAUUAUUACGCCUGAUGACCAUUAGCAAAGUAUCUGUUUCUUUUGUGAUGAAUCAUGAAAUUCUUUUCAUGUAUGGCUUAAGAGUCUGUCCUUGAUCUCUUUUACCAGCUAAGGAUGUUUUAAGCCAACUUUGGUCAAUGUGGGGGUUCUUUCAAGAACUUUACAACUUUAAUUAAUCACUAAUAGGGAACUGCAUGGGCUGUUGGUUGUCUUUGUACCUGCAAUUAAAGGGAAUAGAAUCAAUUUUUUUUACUUAAAAAACUAAAGGGAAUAGUAUACUUUACAUUGUAAAACUAUAAAUUGUUUUGCAAUUUGUUCCCAAACUAUGAAAAUGAUGUAUUCCACUUUCAAUCUAUGAAAACCUUUACACUUUGCACCCUUAUCUCAGCAUCAGCCAGCUUAUACAGGUCUGUUGAAAGAAACUUUCUUUCUUUUCCCAUUUCUUGAAUUACUCUUGUUUGUAAUCAUACUUUAUGCAUACCAUGCAAUGCACAAGAGGUAGUGGCUUCUGAUCUUAUAUAUAUCUCACACUGAAAUUAAGGCUUAUUUGUGUUGGUAGUUGAUCCUUUUUACUAGCUAAAGAUGUUUAAUAUUGUAAGUCAAAUUUGAGUAUUUGAGCCUUGGUUGUUGCAGCAACAAAGGCAAUUAAGAUACUCUCCAAUUGUUUGACCGUAUUGGAUGGUCCAAUACAGUGAGAGAUAGAUAUAGUAUUAAUUGUUUAUGUGCUGUCCACACUACCUGAUAAUUCUAUACCUAUGGCAUUAAAUGCUAUAAGGCCCCUCUCUCCAGAGGAAGCCAUCCAAUUUGGUCAGGCAAUUGGAGAGGAUCUAUAUUCCAAAUAAGGUUGUAUAUAUUUGUUGUAUACAUUUAAAAUUACUGAUAUGGAAGGUUUAUGAGACUGUAGUUUACAAUCCUUAAACCACAUCAGUUUAUCCUAAAUAGCUGUAAUGCAAUUGGUCCAACCUCAGAUAAUAUAAACGGUAAUUUUUCCUUCAAGGAAUGGCAGAAAAUAUCUUGCAUGACAUCCGUAAAGUAUAUCAUUAACAAUUAAUGUUUUGUUUGAUUAGUUUUAGUAUCUAGCUACAGCGGGAUAGGAAAGUCAAAACCAGCAAUUUAGAUUCCAUGUAGCAUAUCACCAUUGCAAAACAGAAAGAGAGCUUAACAUCAUCUACAAGCACAGGGUUUAAUUUUGUUCAGGCCGUUGGUAGGCCCUUUACGGUAUAGGUUGCUAUUAUAUGGUGUGCUAAACCAUGUAUAAUGGGUGCAAAGUAAUGAAGAAAAGAAGCUCAAACACACGGCUUAACAUAUAGCAUAUCACCAUCACAAAAUGUGAAGAGAGCUUAACAUUAUCUACAAGCACAUGGCCUCUGCAUGCUAAUGCCUUAAUUGUCAUCCUCAAUCAGGUAGUUGUUUGGCACUAUACGUGUACUGUUUGAGUUGUAUACUGUGAUUUGUUAAACUUGACUAUUUGAGCCUACAAAAGAAAUUAAGAUAUUCUCCAAUUGUUUGACCAUAUUGGAUGGUCCAAUACAGUGAGAGAUAGAUAUAGUAUUAAAUGUUUAUGUGGUGUCCACACUACCCAAGAAUCCUAUACCAGCAGCAUUAAAUGCUAUAGGGCCCACUUGAUGUGUUUAUCUCUCUCUAGAGUUAGACCAUCCAAUCCGGUUAGGUAAUUGGAGAGGAUCUCUAUUCCAAAGAAGGUUGUAUAUAUUUAUUGUAUACAUUUAAAAUUACUGAUAAGUAAGGUUUAUGAGACUGUAGUUUACAAUCCUUAAACCACAUCAGUGUAUCCUGAAUAGCUGUGAUGCGAUUGGUCCAACCUCAGAUAAAACUUCUCCCCCAGGUAAUGUUGGAUCUCAUUCAUGACCUUUUAUAUGCUCAUUUGAGGAUAUUACAAUCUGCCACAACCAAACUCCUGGUUGGGGACCUUAAUUUUACUUGUAAAGAAAAAUCCUGGUUGGAGAUGAGCACCAAUACCAUUUGUAAUGACCCAAGAGCGAUUCAAGUUAUAUUUGGGCUUACACUCCAAAAGAACUAGUCAAUUUUAUAUUGGAGCUCUUAAGAAUCAUUAAAAAAAAAAAAAAUCAAAUUUUACUAAGCAAGGAACCAAUUUGAGACUUGACAGUUGACACUCAAUAGCCCUUAUCUUACUACUUUUCCCUCUGUUAUAUAUCGCACACCCAAUGUGGGACUUAGUGGUGUGUUACAAUCUCCCUCCCACUCAAAGCUUUGGCUUUCUAGUCAAGGUUCACAUUCCACUAAGUCCCCAGUCCCACAUGGGUUGACUUCUGAUGCCAUUUGUAAUGAUCCAAGGAAAUCCCAAUUCACAUAUGGGCUUCUACUCUAAAAAGAAUAGUCAAGGUUACACAUGGAGCUCCUUAGAAUAAUUAUAAACUACAGGAACUGCUCCCCCAAGCAAUUUGAGAUCUUAUUCGACACCCUUCAUAUACUUAAUUCAAGGUAUAACAACCUUCCUCACUCAAAUCCUUGGCAUCCAUACUAGACCAUUCAGUAAGGUGGCACAGCUCAAGUCCCACACUUUUGGCUUGGAAUAGGCUUUGAUGCCAUUUGUAGUGAGCCUAGAAAAACUGAAGUCAUCUUUGUGCAUAUACUCCAAAAGGAUGAGUCUACAAUAAGAGGAGGUGAAAGCAAGCUACUUUGGGCUUCUUUGAAGAAAGAGAUGUUCAAUGUCCAUACUUUCUAUAAUGUCUGCAUUCCUUCGAAAAACCAUUCAUUUCCUUGGAAAAGAAAAGGGCAAACUGAGCUACCUCUAAGAACUGCAUUUUUUACUUGGACAGCCUCUUUAGGAUAGAUUCUCACCAUGGAUAAUAUGAGAAAUAGACACAUCAUUCUGAUUGAAUGGUGAUGCAUGUGCAAAACGGGUGGAGAGUCUUUAGAUCACCUUUUACUACAGUACAAUGUGGCUAGUGCUCUAUGGAAUGAUUUUUUCAUCUGAGUUGGUUUUGCUUAGGUCAUGCCCCGAAUAGAGGAACCUUUUUACCCUUAGAGUGAGGAUUAGGUGGUAGGCCACAAAUCUGAGCAGUGUAAAAAAUGCUUCGUACAUAUCUCAUAUGGUGUAUUCAGAGAAAAAUGAACUGAUAGAAAUUUUGAGUACUGCGAACGGAUGAUGUAGGAUCUCAGAACUUUCUUUUUCAACACUAUUCUCCUUUGGAUAGCUUCUAUAGACUUUAAUGUGCUUUUUUCCCAUUAUUUUAUUGUAUCUUUUUCUAUUUCUAGCUAGAUGAGUUUCUUAUAGACAUCUCAUUGUACUUGGAUUGCUUUUAAGUAUUUUAGAAGGACAAUAAGAGGUGCGUAGCUGUUUGACACACACACACACACACACACACACAUAUAUGUAAGAAGGGGUUGGAAUUGGAUUCACAUAUUACACCUCACCGUUAAGUCGAAUGAUUGAACUACUAAUAUCCCUUGCCGUUCUCCUCCAUCACAUGGAUUUUUUUUUUUUUAAGAAUUAAAAUGAACCAAGUAUGUAGUCAGAAGGUUUCAAAUUAUUGAGCAAUCAACUAGUUUUUAUGGUAUACGCAGUGGGCAUCGAGAACAAAAGUCAUAUGGGUACACACUAAGAAGAAAUCAACUUCCAGAACUACCCCUUAACGGAUGUCAGAAAUUAGGGAGAGGUUGUUACAUGACUUUGUACUGUUUACACGUGUGAAAUGUUGCAUGGUGCUUUUUAUGAGCAUUUAUGUCUAUCCUUGUGUAGAUUAUUGCAGAUACGGUUCCUUUAUUACUGUUUCUGCAUGCAUGUUUAUUCUGCCAAGUUGCCAACUUUCUUCCAUUUGUGCUUCCUGUGUUUCUCCUUUCAAUUGAUUCUCAUUAGACGUGUCGUUUACAUUAAUGGUUAAGACUAUGACCUGUCUUUCCCUCAAACGGCUAUAAAAGGGGGGGUAAGAACUGAAGCGUUCUUCAUCACCUCGAGAUUGUUCUUGCACUUGCUAGUUUCUGUCUUGUAGUCUUGAUAGUAGCCUUGUUGAGUUCUCAUUUUCAACUUAAGCAAUGAAUCGCCUUUUGGCCUCCAAUAAAGAAAAGGCUGAGAAGGUUUCAUGCUACUUUUGUAAAAAAGUGUUCAAUAAUUACCAGGAUCUUGAGGCCCAUCUUAGGGCUCAUCAAGAGGAGAUUAGUGGAAGGAAGAGCUCGAAUUAUCCUGCUCAUUUCAGUAAUUUCAUGGACAUUGUUAGCACUAUCCCUAAUUCCAUCUCCAUAGUCCUGCCUGGAAGUUCCUUUCACCGUUCUGGGACUAAGCCAAGUAAACUUUUCCUUAGGACAACCUCUCCUUUGGAAUUCUCUAAGUUCUGCUUGAAUGAACUCAGCAGGGUACAUGCAACUGUUUCCAUGCCUUCUGCUCCAUCUUCCUUUGGAGAUGCCUUGAUGAACUUUCAGCAUCACAGCUUCAGUAAUUUUUCAGAUCCUGCCUGUGUUACAAGUCUUCCUGAUUCAGGGCUUGGCUCAAAUCCAUUGCAUGGCUUGAAAGAGUAUACUGCUGUUGGUUCCUUUCCUCCUGGCCAUGGUCCAUGCUCAGGCCAAACUGGAGUUGGUAAGUAUGAUAAGAGUAGUGUGAAUCCUGAUAUGAUGAAUUCACCAAAAGUGCCUCAGAUCAGCUCCAGCCUGCCUGCAGAAACAGAGGAGCCUCAGAAGAGCGAGCCACUUCUUCCCUUUAUUGAGAAGGAAGAGAUAGAAAGGUUGGGCAUCCUUAAGGAUGUGGAGGACUCGUUUUCUGAGUUGGGGAUUUCUUUUUAUGACAAAGAGUGAGGUGGAGCAGAUCUGGAUCUCUCUCUGCAACCUUGUACUUUUUUUCUAUAUGCUUAAAUAAAUAUGUAUGGAUGGGUUUGCUGUACUGAAUAUAUUAUCGAUUCGGUUGA